CUUGUACCGACCAGCAACCUCUCAUUUUUUCGUAUCCCCUUCACCUUCCAGGCUGACUUGUCCAAUCUUUUUCAUCCAAUCUUCACCGGGGAUAUCUCACUUAAAGAUCAACCGCCACUAUCCAUCGACGUUGCAUACUAGCAUACCACCAGACUCGCAUUUUGGUCAGAAUUGACAAAGUCCUACAAGCCUAUGGACGUAUUAUAGCGCCGGCAGUCACCUUCUCUUCGUAAUUCAUGGAGUACAGACAUCCUUCAAUUUGCUUCUAGAACAACAGGAAUGUUAGAGCUGGCGACUUCUAUUUCGGAAAGGGUUGUUGGUUCCAAAAAUGGAGACCAACCCGGUCACCCGAGAAUUACCGGACAACGUCAAGAAACUGGAAGCCUUGAGUAUAGCCUCUGCUGCAACCGAUGACGGAAUGGAGAACUUCACACUCAAUCCGGAAACGACGGCUCUUGCAAAUGGAGCCUCAUACCAAGGAGCCACUUACCCAUCUACGAGUUUGAACAAGAGAACUCCUUGCUGGACCAACCAUCUCCCAAAGAAUGAAAAUACAGAAUGGUUUCUGAAAGGGACAAACUGGUCUACAACUGAAUAUGGACCUCUUGAGCAUUGGCCAACUUCACUGCGCACUCUAGUCAACCUCGCAGUGGCAGAUGACCAUGCUGUAGUCAUUUAUUGGGGACCUAAGUUCCUGGCAUGUUUCAAUCGUCAAGCGUACGAAGACUUCAGAGCCAGGUUUCAUAUUAGCCGUGAUGUUCAAGGGAAGCCAUUCGCAGAAGUUUGGAGGAAAGAAUGGUCAGCCAUGCAAGGUCUAUACGACAAGUUGCAAGCCGAGUCCCAGACCCUCGACAUCGCCAAUAUGCCUAUGUUUCCGACAUAUUCUGAUGGAAGGCACGAAGAAACAUAUUGGCGAGGCUCAUUCUUGCCUAUCCUAGGCGACGAUGGUAAACUUGCAGCCUGGUACAACCGAGCCUCGGAGAUAACCAACGAUAUUGUUAAUGAAAGAAGGGCGAAAACCUUGUAUGCAAUUUCAUCGCCCCCAGACACACUCGACACCCCCGCGUGGGAGCAUAUGUUUCAGGCAUUGCGAAACAAUGUCAUGGACUUCCCCAUGGCGUUUGUGUACUCGGCAGAGGAUAGUGGCAAUGCAUGCAGACUUACACUACAACAGUCCUUAGGCCUUCCCGCACACGGUCAUCGGCUCGUCCCAGAAAUGCUGGAUAUGUACGAGGCACCGUCCGGCUUUCUUUUCCAUUACAGAAGAGCCAAAUCAACACAAAACCCCAUUGUUCUCCACCAACACGAUGGAUCUUUGCCACCAGAACUACUUGACGGAUUCGAGUGGCAAGGCUACGGUGAGCAACCAGCCAGCAUGGCAUUUCUGCCGAUUUCCGUCGGUCAGCGAUUACUAGGUAUCCUUGUCUUUGGGCUCAAUCCUCGCCGUCGUUACCAGCCGGAAGACGAUGCUUUCGUAACUGCGUUGUGCCGACAAGCCUCCGCCGCAAUUGCCUCCGCUGUGGACCUAGAAGAAGCGCAGCACCGAGCCGAGAAGCUGACAAUGCAACUAGAGGAAAAUGAAAAACAGAUCAGAGAGGUUGCGGAAUAUGGACCUGUUGGAAUGCUCAGGCUAACCCCACACGGCCAUCUUAUCUGGGCGAACCCUCAAUUCUAUUCUAUAACGGGACAUUCAUGUACGGAUAAAUAUGCCUUCUCUUUCAUGGACGUGGUCCACCCUGACGAACGAGAUGUGGCCAUGGGCUUCUGGGCGUCCCUGGUCGACGAGCACAAGCCGAUGUCACAAGAAUUUCGACUCGCGCAGAAAUGGAAGCCUCCUCCCCGUCCCGGGCAUCCUGACCCCGAAGAGGAGAACUGCUGGAUUCUCGCAAACGCAUUCCCGUCCUUCACAGAUGGAGUGUUGUCAAGCAUUGUGUGCUGCAUAACCGAUAUCAGCCGCAUCAAAUGGACCGAAAAAAUCCAAAGUCGUCUGGCCGCCGAAGCCACCGAGGCUCGAAAACUGCAAGAAGCCUUCAUCGAUGUCGUCUCUCACGAGAUGAGGAAUCCGCUGUCCGCCAUAAUGCAAUUGGCUGACGGCAUCGCUUCUUCUAUCGAGGACUGGGACUCAUUGGACGAUCAUUCUGCAGAUUCUGCGCUCCAGCUGCUCAAAGAGAAGGCGGAAAACGGCAAGACCAUUCUCCUGUGCGCGACGCAUCAGAAAAGGGUCAUUGACGACGUCCUGACCCUUUCGAAGCUCGACUCGCAGCUCCUGUCGAUCUGGCCAGCUGUAGUACAGCCUGCACUCGUCGUCGAGUCGACCUUGACGAUGUGUCAAGCCGAGUUCGAUACCAACUCAAUCACCGUAGAGCAUCGCACUGACGAGUCAUACACGCGCCUCAAUCUAGACUGGGUCGCUCUGGAUCCUGCACGACUAACGCAGAUCUUCGUCAACCUACUCACCAAUGCCGUCAAGUUCACCAAACUGGAAUCCAAGAGGAAAAUCACCGUCACCCGGGGCGCCUUCUCCCACCCCCCUCCUCCGCUCGAAAACAUCACCUGGUUCCCGACGAAGCAAGAGAGGCGUGACGCCACGACGGGAUCCGAAUGGGGAACCGGCGACGUGGUCUACCUGUUGUUCACCGUGUCCGACACAGGCAAGGGACUCGAACAAAAGGAAAUGACUCGGCUCUUCAACCGCUUCCAACAGGCCACGAAAAAGACACACAUCAAGUAUGGCGGGUCAGGUCUCGGUCUCUUCGUGUCCCGCGAACUGACCGAGAACAUGGGCGGCCAGAUCGGUGUGGCCUCGACCCCGGGCCAAGGCACGAAAUUCGCCUUCUAUAUCAAAGUGCGCAAGGCGCCUCCUCCCCCCACGGCGUCGGAUGACCACAAACAACAACACAGACAAUCACUUCAACCACCGUCACAACCGCCCAGCUCCACGGCGGCGGCCGCUGCGGCAGCGUCGACGGAGAUGAUGAGCCAAAUCACCCGGUUCCCCAGCAAAGAAAACGCCGUGCCCACGACGGCCGUCCAGGUCCUGCUCGUCGAAGACAACAUCAUCAACGCCCAGGUCCUGACCAAGCAGCUCAAACGCGCCGGGUGUACGGUGUACAUCGCCAACCACGGCCAAGAGGCCUUGGACUUUCUCCCGCGCACCAAGGCCUGGCACGACUACCGACCUUUGCAGACCGUCGACUCGCCUUCGGCGAACCUCGACGUCGACAUUGAUUGUAUACUGAUGGACGUCGAGAUGCCCGUCCUCGACGGCCUGAGUUGCACGCGCCAGAUCCGCAAGCUCCGCCGGGACGGCCUCAUCACCAAACACAUCCACAUCAUCGCCAUCACGGCCAACGCCCGCUCCGAACAGAUCGCCUCGGCCAUGGAGGCCGGAGUCGACGCCGUCCUGCCCAAACCAUUCCGCGCCGUCGACGCCUUGACCAAGAUGGAAGAGGUCAUGAGGACCACUUGAUAUUUGCUUCGAAUCGACACGACGGUUAAAGCCAUAAUGGCGAGACGGAGCGAGAUUUAACAAGAACGUCAUCAGUAAACACGUGGAUGGCGGUGUACUGUAACAACACUUUUGAUCGUGUACCAGCACCUAACGUUCCUGUAUACUGCGUUACAAUCAGCGUCUCGUUCUCCAUUCCUCUUUGAUUUUCUUCAACGACAGUUUCAAACUAGACACGUUAGGGAUAGACGGCGAUAACAUCGGUGGUCGCAAAUUAUGGCACUUGUCUCUGAUUUCCCUUGGUGUAAUGAGUAUGCAAUGGUCUCUUCACAAGCAUAGAAAGGUUUAGCGGACAUUGCAUUGGGAGGUUCGUACUAUCCAACAACGCGUUUUGAAUAACCAAUCGCCUUUUCGUCUCUCUAAUCUAAUCCAAACAGUCCUGGCGAUAUCAUUCCCCUGCAUGUGCACCAGUAUCGUGG
Messenger RNA from Exophiala oligosperma, 3927 nucleotides. RefSeq lists its product as uncharacterized. The transcript has a single exon. The coding region runs from base 329 to 3469 and encodes 1046 amino acids. NCBI's taxonomy places the organism in Eukaryota, Fungi, Ascomycota, Eurotiomycetes, Chaetothyriales, Herpotrichiellaceae. The record is from RefSeq and is a predicted model, not a curated record. Gene Ontology annotation, molecular function: phosphorelay sensor kinase activity; protein binding. Gene Ontology annotation, biological process: phosphorelay signal transduction system; phosphorylation.